This is a messenger RNA of Haliotis rufescens (red abalone), 4386 nucleotides long. RefSeq names its product integumentary mucin C.1-like. NCBI's taxonomy places the organism in Eukaryota, Metazoa, Mollusca, Gastropoda, Lepetellida, Haliotidae. The record is from RefSeq and is a predicted model, not a curated record. The transcript is spliced from 6 exons. Bases 309 to 1370 code for a protein of 353 amino acids.
ACCCUUGUGAUCGGUCAAGUGGAUUAAUGGCAUCCCUCAUCAUCACAUCACGCCAUUUUGCAUAACACCCCACCCUAAUCCAGCCUGCAUCAACCUCCGGACAAGGUGGUACCUACGCAGUUGAGGUUCUCUGCAUCCGAGGGGAGAAACUGAUUUGAAGACGUCAGUGACAGUUGACAGUGUUGCCUCAUUAUUGCUCAUGAGGAUUGCAGAGUUCAGUGACAAGGAUAUAUAGUGCUUAUAUUACCAUCCGACAUCACACUGAAGAAAUACUUUCUGAAACAAGAAGAUCUACACUUGAUAGAAAAAUGACUUCAUGUUGCAGUGCAAAGAGUUUGAUGUUUCUUGUGAUGUUGAUUACCUGGACAUAUCAAGUAAAUGGUCAAGGGUGUCCAUCAUCAGCAGCACCAGUUGCAGACAUGUGUUCUGGGGACUCUGUCAUUGGAGCUCGAGCAUUUCUUGACACAUCCAGAGCUCCGCAAGUGAAUCUCAACUGCACCUGUUCUCUGCAAACAACGGCAGAUUCUCUAAGUGUUAUCCUCAUCGCUGCACCCAACUACCAAGGAUGCCUGUCCAGACUUGACUUCAGAGCAUCUAAUCCACUGACAUUUGAAUGCCUGUUUUCUGGGAUAACAAUUGAUGUUUCUGCAAAGAAGAACUUUGACAUCAACUUCCUGAAAGAUGUGCCGAUGGCUAGCAAUAACUACUGUGUGGACAUCAAAGCAAAUCCUUCACCUGGCGGAUCCAUAACCACAGUCCAACUCGUAUGCCGUUCAGCAACCACUACCACAAUCCCGACAACGACAACAUCAACUACGACCACCAGCACUACCACCCCUAUCCCAAAACCCAUUGCCACAAGCACCCCUUACAACCCAACCACGUACCGACUGACCUACACCCCAGGUGUCACGUCUUUGCCAGGGGAGGUAACUACAAGGAAGACCUACGGUCCGACCACCGAGACGACGCGCACUACAACAGUCUACACGUACACUGGCUUCCCCAACAGUGUCAGUCAGACUGCAAUUAUUAUCAUCUGCUCUAUUGUUGGCGCUGGUCUUCUAGUCGGAAUCAUCAUUGCAGUUGCUGCCAUCAUGGGAAAACGGAGACAACCAAGACGGAAUGCACACAAAAAUCGCUUCAGUGUACCUGCAAAUAGUAAUUUGGACAAUGGAAACAACAGCCACCUUGGACACAAACGUAUAGGCAAUGGUUUUGAUGAGAGAAGUGAAGACUUUUUACAUCGUGCAGUUACCUCGAGUCACAAGAAACACCCAUCUCUCAACAGAAUGUACGAUAAUAACGGAUAUGACAAUUUCGAACAUUCUCGCAAUUACACCACACUUGUUGUGAGUGAACGAUUAUAAGAUGUACACAUGUUUUCAUCAACCAAGCAUUAAUCAAAACAGAGACAGUACACCUCUCAUUACCAUGAUUAUUUAAAAUUUUAAAACACCCUAUAUAUUCACAACACAUGAGACUAUUCACCAUUUGGAAUUUUGCCUCCACCUGAAAACACUCUUAACUGUUUGUUCACAUAAACAUCUGUUUGGGAAUAAAAUUUAAUCAUUAAUAUAUUUUGGCCUCAUCACUGAUACAAUUGAAUGUUUCUUUAUGCAUGUCUUGAAUUUUUCCAUACAUUACCUUUGCAAUUUAUUUUGUGUGUGUUGUAAAAAGUACAGGCCAAACGCUUCAACCUAUAUAUAGUGUCAUGUAUUCUUGACUGCAAUGCAAGUAAAUGCAUUUAUAUAUAUUGUCUUUUUCUUCUUUGGUUGACAGGGUUGUAUGCCUGAGAUUUUCAAUUUGUAAACAUGCUUAUUAUCAUAAUUAUAUUUUUACUGUGCCUCUCUAGAAUUUGAUAAAGAAAGACCUUAAGACUGUAUCAUACUUUGCCACCCCCCCACCAUUUUAUGAAACAUUUUUUCAUGGUGCCCUAAAUACAUGUAACAUUUUUCCAUGAUGCCCCUUCCCAAUAAUUAAUGAGCACUCCCCCCAAAAUAAACAAAUUUAUCAUUCUUUUAUUUGAAAAAAUGGGACCUUUUCAUUGCUUCAUUGCCCAGUGAACAGUCCCUUAUUCAUGUUUUCAAUUAAAUCAGACUUGUAUUUCACUCAUGACAAGACCAUAUAUGGAGAUAAAGGCAAUAUAGCCUGUCCACCAGUCUUGAAGGGGACAUUAUAAAGUUGUAGCAGGAUCAGCAGGGGUACAUGGGGUUUUGUGCGUCCAGCGUUAGGUUUUAUAGGCGAGUGGUAUAAAACCUAACAAGGGAAGCAUAAAACCCAUUAUAUCCCAAAGUGAUCCUGCUACAACAAAUUUAUCUUACCGACAUGUUUUAAUAUGACAUUGUAAAAGAAUGAAAACAAAUUCAAUAUUGUUAGAAAACAGUUGUUAGAUUGAGCGGAGGUUAGCUUGUGCUAUGUCACAUGACUUUCACUGACUCGGAGAAAGUGUGCAGCUUUUUGCUUGGAAGCGGGGUAUAAGGGAUUUAUUCUGUAUCUCAGAAUUCCAUGUGCAGUCAGUCUGGCUCGUGGUGGGAUAUAGGUGAUUUAUUUAUUUCCGGGUGGGAUAUAUAGUAUUUCAUCAGAAUCACAUGGACCAAUCAGAUCUCAUUAUUCUGACAUGCAGGUAUGAAAAUGGUUGAUGUAUCCUCUAUGUUAGUUUAUGUUCCCUGAGCCCCCAAACCUAACACAGUACAUCAACUAAUGUCACCUGUGGAACUGAUGGACAACAAAUUUAUAUUACUGCACACCUGUUUAUAUUACAGGUAUGUCUUAUGCUUUGGUCUGAAUUGGUAAUAAUACCACAGUUAGGCAUUUAUAGCAGACAAAACAAAAAGACAAACUUAGAGUUACUUCCCUUAGAUCUAUUUCAUUCAGAAAAUAUUGUCCAUAUCCAGAGAAUGGCUUCUAACAUUAUUAAUUUGAGAUACAAAAUUGCAGUUGGUAUGUUCUAAAUGUAAAGCCAACUGUUUGAGCAGGCAACAUAAGAAAUGUACCUGACAUGUUAGUGUGUUAAAAAUAUAAAAUACUUCUGUUGAAGUCACAUAUAAAUAUAUUUGUAGCCCUGGGUUCAUAUUAUACAAGAAGAUUUGGCAGAAGGGCAUAUACAACCUCUUAAGUUGUCAUGACAUAUGCAGAAACUCCCCAGUUUGUGCAUCAGUAGAUUGGCUAGGCAGCUGUUGCCAAUCUCUGAAAUAAUGCCGAUGCUACGUUACAUUUUAACUCACUCACUAUCAAAUACCAAAAACAAACAAAAAUUGAUUCAAAUUUAGGGUGAUAAGAAUUCAAACCAAAACUAAACAUCGACCAAUUACAAGCAAGAAAACAAUGAUACUGUGAUGUGUUGUAAAUAUUAUAUCAAAUAUAAUUUAAUACAAGAUGCAACUGCUGCUUAUAUUAUUUUUUUCUGACACAAUGCCAUGAUGUGGGAAGUAAGGGUGUGCAGUAUUAACGGUAUAUCGGUAAAAUUGAGGUUCAUUCUAUCCAUGAUACGUAUCACAAUAUCAUGUUUUAAUGCUCGAUACAUCGGGUGAUUUAAACAGCGAUUUUUAUCAUGUGUUUAAUGAUAUUCACUUUCCAUACACAUUUACCUGCAAAAUGUUUUCGUAAUUCCAAAACGCAAGUUCACAUUCUGGAGCUCUUCUUUGGAAGUGGGUAACGCCAAGUCAUCACUGUCCCGGAGCGCAAAUCAUUGCAUAUUUAUUGAAUGAGUAAACAUCGUGCUUUUCCAGCAUCUUGUUUUGUUCCAUUUAUGAACUUCAAUUCCUGCAUUGAUGUUUCAAAUUGCUUCUGACUUCAAAAUUUUGAAACAUACAAUACGUUGUAUGUAUCGCAAUACCCCCUUGUGCAUUGUAAAAUAUUGUGAUACACAUUAAACAUCCAAUACCCAUGUCAUAAAAAUAGAUAUUAUGAUUCAUUUUGCGGGUAAAAAGUAGAAUAUUAUCCAAAACUAACUUUGUGCAAACUGUUUACAAAUGUAAGUAACACUGACAGACUCAAGUGAACAUGGACCACUAGACUUACCUAUAUCCUCUUAAAUAAGUAUUUAUAUUAGCAUGCUUUCCACUUUUGUAUUCUCAGACUUUGGCCCAUAAUAUUUGAGGUCACAUAUACUUCGCAGAAUGUAGGGGAGAGGUGCCAAUGUAGUGACACUAGUAUUAAUUGUUAUACAUUAUCUUUAGACACAGCUUAUUUGUUUUUACUGGGAUGUGGGUUCAAAAUGCAUUCAAUCAAGUGCUAUAUAUAUAUUUUUUGUUGAAAAUUGAUAUACAUGUGUGAACCAUACCCUGGAAUAAAAUCAUGUGUUUAAUAAUUGAAUAACUGGAUAUUGUUUUAAAAGCAAUCAAAUUGUAUCUAUUUUCAAUAAAAUCAAAACAAUUCAUUUAC